Messenger RNA from Penicillium waksmanii, 510 nucleotides. RefSeq lists its product as uncharacterized. The record is from RefSeq and is a predicted model, not a curated record. NCBI's taxonomy places the organism in Eukaryota, Fungi, Ascomycota, Eurotiomycetes, Eurotiales, Aspergillaceae. The coding region runs from base 1 to 510 and encodes 169 amino acids. The transcript has a single exon.
AUGUCCGCCCAAGGCCCCUCAUCUCUCCCUCCGACCACUGUGCAAAGCACCAAGUCAAUCAGUCAAUCCGCCGCACACGAUUUCCUAGCCGCCUACUUGGACCGCGCAGCUCAAGACCCAGCUCUACAGCCCAAUGCCAGCAUCAGCGAACAUGGUCCCGUUUCCCGCACCACCGCCGCGGCGCCAAACCUCAUUCUCCACAAUCUGAAGCGUGUGCAAGCCGGUCUGGCUGGUGAGGUCCUUGGACGGGAUUUGACCGUUGCCAAGAACAACCCUGGCGAAGAUUACCUGGAUGUUGCCGCUGGUGUGACUGCGAACGAAAACCAGGACGAGAACGACGACAAUGAUCUUGAGAUGAAGGAUACCGAAUUCGAAACCGAGGCUGAGGCCUUCCAGGAGCAGGAGCAAGAUCAGUCUGGCAUUGAUAAGGAAGAGCGCAAGCGCUUGAAGAAGGAGCGACGACAGGCCGAGAAGAAGGCCAAGAACAAGAAGGACGAUGACUCGGAUUGA